Messenger RNA from Liolophura sinensis, 7616 nucleotides. RefSeq names its product golgin subfamily A member 2-like. Gene Ontology annotation, biological process: Golgi organization. Gene Ontology annotation, cellular component: Golgi cis cisterna; Golgi cisterna membrane; cis-Golgi network. The record is from RefSeq and is a predicted model, not a curated record. NCBI's taxonomy places the organism in Eukaryota, Metazoa, Mollusca, Polyplacophora, Chitonida, Chitonidae. The coding region runs from base 1 to 3120 and encodes 1039 amino acids. The transcript is spliced from 27 exons.
AUGGCAGACAGCUCCAAAAGGGAAAAAAUAGCAGCCGCUAGGAAAAAACUGAAACAGUUUCAAUCAAAGACUGGCCGCACUCCCUCUAACUCUCCUGCCAAUCCCAAAUCAAAAAAGAGCAAGAAGGAAGAAGUGAAAGAGAACACAGUUAACGCAAACUGCGAUAAUAAAUCCACCCAUAACAAUUUGAUAAUACCUCUGGAACAAAGCAGUCCUACACUGAAACCCAAAGCUGACGACAGUAUUAUAGAAUCUCCAAUUAAGGGAGAUAACCUACAUAGUGACGUUUUGGAAUCCUCUGAACAUACCAACAGUAACGGAAACAGCUUAAUGAGUGAGCCUGAAUAUAGGGAAGAUCAGUCAUUAGAUUUACAGCAUAUCAGCAGAUUUGGAGAGACAAGCGGUCUGGGAAGACCAACUGCCUCCACAGAAAGCCUUCAGCAGUUGUCACGACAACUCAAUGGUCUAUUGCAAGAGUCCUCUGCCUUCAUGAACAGUUCUGAAGACCAGGAGACAUCUAGUCUCACAGAACUAGAGACUCGUAACAGAGAGCUGGCCUCACUGUUGGAGAAACAUGCACAGGCCAAUGAGCAGCUCAACUCUCAGGUCCAGCAGCUCAGAUCACAUUCCCAGAACCUGCAGGAUCAGCUCCUCCAGGAGAGGCAUGGAUUUGAGGAUCGCCUACGAAAAGAUCUCGGAUCACUCAAGGAACAGCUACAGGUUCAUAUUCAGACCAUUGGAAUCUUAGUUGCUGAGAAGACAGAGCUACAGUCUCAGCUCAACCAAUCAACAAAAGUCUCUGAGCAGCGAUUUGAGGAAAUAGAGGAGUUGACGGGUCGAUUAAAAGCUUCGCGUCAGAGAGUCGCUGACUUGGAGAGGAACCUGUCCACAACCAGCUCAUCAAGCUCACAGAAUGAAAAGACAGUUAAGGAACUCAGCAAGGAAGUGGAUAACUUGAAGUUAAGCCUUUAUAAAUCCAACAAAUCUCAAGAAGAAUUUAAACAAAAAACUUCAGAGUUGAAUGAGAAACUACAAUCAAAGGUUUCAGAAUGUUCAGCUUUAGAAAAAAAUGUUUUGGAACUGAAGAAGAAAUUGGAAAUGGUGGAAAUUUAUACAAAUCAGUUGAACAACCAGACUGAGAACAAGAGCCAGGAGUCAUUACAGAUUGUGGAACAACUACAACAUGAGCGGGAUGAACUUACAAAGAAAGUCUCCCAGUACAAUGAAGCAUUCCAGAAGGUGACAGCUGAGCGUGACCAGAUUUCUGACCAGUACCAGCAGUUCAUCAACGAGCUACAGAAGCAGUCCAAACAGCUCACGCAACAGGUAAAAUCACUGACUGAGGAGAGGGAAGAGAUGCUAACAAAACAACAUGACAUGGAGAGGAAAGUUCAACAGCUUCAGCGCCAACUAGAGGAUUACGAAGCUUCCCCACCCCCUGUCCCCAGUGAGGUGCCAAAUACUGAUUUGGAGCAGGAGCUGGAGAAGGCGCGGUCUGAGUAUGACGACCUGAUGCAGAGACAUGAGGCUCAGAUAAGGGACAAUGCCCAGCUCAGCAGGUUAUUGGCGGAGAUGGAGGAGCACAUGUCCGGCCUGCAGCAGCGUGUAGAGAACCUGGGGGAGGAGGCUGGGGACAAAGCCCAGCUCCUGGAGAACGUGCAGAGUGACAAGACAGCGCUAAGUCGUGCUAUCACCCAGAACAAGGAGCUUAAGUUCCAGCUGGCAGAGCUUCAGAAUGGCUUUGUUAAGAUGAGUAAUGACAACAUGGACAUGAUGACACGGCUGGAGUCUGAGAUCCACACGGGCAAGGAACUGGCUGCACGACUCGGUCACCAGGAGGACGAAUUGAAGGAGCUCAGGGAAGUGCUGUCUGAGAAGGAGAGGGAGCUAAAACACUUACAGAAUGUCACCCACCAAUCGCAGAAGGAGUCUUACCAGCAGGAGCAGUUAGCUGACCGGUUACGUCACUACGAGGCUCAAGCCCAACUCGUAGAGACCCUCCAGAGAGAGCUGCAGUCCUCACAGGAUAUGGUGAAUGCUCUGACCACUCAGAACAGUGAGCUAAGAACCAUGCUGAUCAAAGCCACAGAGACCAAAUCAAAGGGCGGAGACAACACGGACGAAGAGUCUUCCAGGAAAGAUGAUGUGAUUGACUCUCUGUCAGCGGCCAUCCACCAGCUGGAGUUGGAGAGGAAUCAGCUGAUGGAGCAGCUUAAGGAACACAGGAAUCUAUCUGACAACCUGAGUGUCAAGGUCAGCGACAUGGAGCAGGACAUUAACAGACUGAGUCAACCAGUGGAUACGGAGAAUGGCCAUGUUAAUAAUGUAGAUUAUGACAAUUUGCAAAAAGCUAUGCAACUUAUAGAGAUGAAGUACACAGCAGCGAUGAGGGACAAGGCUGACCUGUCAGACAAGGCAGAUCAGCUGGAGCAUCUGGUCACCCAGCUACAGGGGGAGACAGACACAAUAGGUGAAUACAUUUCGCUGUACCAUCACCAGAGGGCGCUGUUACAGCAGCGAGAACAGCAGAAAAAUGCUUACAUCAUCCAGCUGUCACAUGACAGAGAGGACCUUCAGGCAAAGCUUGGUCAGCUCCAAGCCUUAGUGAUGCAGAUGUUAGGAGAGAGGAACAUGCUACACAGUUACAACAUUGAAACUGACAAACACCAACAGCUAUUCAACCAUCCCCAUCAUCAUCACCAUCACCAUGGCAACCACGAGGCAACGCCUGUCGACCCAGCGAUACAGCCUCAUCUCUCAGGCCAGCAGCCAUUGAAGAAUGGCAAAAUGGACACAGAGGAAUGGCCGGACUAUUCCUCGUCCUCGGACAGUGGCAGUGAAGUAGAGGCUAUCGUGGCGGGUCGCGAUGACCUGUCCACAGUGUCCGCAAGUGGAAGUCUGGAAAACAACCACAGUCCACAACCUGUGAGCGAGACGCCCGCUAUUCCAAAUCAGAACAUGAACACUCAGAGUGCAACAACGCAGAAAGAUCCGACGGCAAAGCGCAUCCUGGAUUUACUGACAGAAAUAGGUCAUAAUAACCUGGUUGAAAAAUCCAGCCAAGUAGAACGGAAUUUCCAUCCGUGCAAAUACUGCACUGGCAGGUUGAUGACAGUGUGAGGUCAAAGUUCAAGGGGUCAAGACUGGAUAUCAAGGACAGACUUUCAUAUUGACAACAGUCUGAGGUCAAAGUUCAGAAGGUCAAGACCUGAUGUCUAGGACAGACUUUCACAUUAUUAGAGUAGUCCACAUCAAUCUGGGAAUCACCUCACUGGAAUGCAUUCUUGGGGCCAGAGGUGAAUGGUGCAGAGGUCAUGGGUCAUGACCUUUUGUGUAUGUGUGUACAUAAUAUAUCUAGGUUUCAUAAACCAAUCGCUUGCCUCCAUGUAGGCCUGACUUUCAAGAGGGAAAGUAACCAGGAAAUAUAAGUGUAUAUAUUUUUGUACCUGUACGAUCAAUAAUUGUGCUGAGUCAUUGUGUGAAAGAUGGAAAUAUUUUCUCAGAAGACUGUUUGGCAUUUUGCCCGGGCAGUUUUUGUGGGUUGAAAUUUCUAGCUGUAUGUGUUUGUUUUUGUGUUGACUGGGGAUGGUUGUCCAUGGAUUAACUAGAGAUAAUCUGGUGGCAUUUCAGUUUGUAGACAAACAGGUAGAUGUGGUUACACUGACAGGUACUGUGUGGUUUAUGUUUCUUACAACAGAUAACAACAACAGAUAAAUGUCUCCAAAAGGAAUCAGAUGACUGCAUCAUUUGCAGUCAUGAUGUAAAAUUCUCUGUGACUCUGCAAAAUUUUAAAAGGGAUGAUUGAAUUCACCGCAUGUUUGUUCAAAAAUUUUGCAUUGGCAAGAACACAUUGUACCUUAUGUAGUUACUAGUACCAACCUGCAUCCUGUGUGUUGAAACAUGUCGUCAAGUAAUGCAAGUUAAGGUGCACAUUCCAAAUACUGUAAAAUGGAGCAUAUAUGAAGUCAGAUUGCAUUGUCUAACCAUUAAACAUUAUCCUGUGAAAUGAGCAGAGGGUCAAAGGUUAAUAUAUUGCUGGAUUUUCAUGCUCAUUUAGGUACAGAUAUUAUAAACUGACUAAAUGCAAAAUGUGAAUGACUCUGCAGCUCUUCUUCAGGUGCAGUGGCGCCCUGUGUGAAAAUUCUACAUAUAAGGGAGAUAAUUGUGUUUGUAAUCAUAUUGCUCAAUCAUUGGGACCAUAUUAUUCACAAAACUUGACAGCACAGUAUCUUUUCUGUGAGGAAGUAUGUUGCAUUUUAUUACUUAGGUUGAAAUGGUUAGUUUUUGUGCCUGGAGUGGAGGUUAUUACUAGCCUAGUAGCAGUGGCACAGUGGCAGAUGACAACAUUAACUGCAGAGUUGUAGUGUUUGUGUGAUUUGAUAGAAGUGCUAUUAUAUGCAAAUGGGUAAGUAUCACUAGGCAAAGAUACCAUGCCUAACAACACAUGGAUGAAAUUAAGACAAGAUGUAGGGCAAGUAGACAUGUUAUGUACAAGAUCAAAAAAUCAGAAAUGAUAGAUUAUACAUGUAACUGUGUCGUAACUAUGCUUCAGGAGUUGUUUGUGUAUGACUUAGAAACUAAAAAUUGUUUCAGAAACGCUUAGAAUCAGAGCUUUUGAUGAAUGAUACAGCCCGCUUAGGAGCACAACAUGUUUAGGGCGUUUAGGAGCACAACAUGUUUAGAGCUAAUGUAAAAAAAUAGAAUCAAAUUUUUAUGUUCAAAUAAGACCUGGUCAGUGAGAGGUACUAGCUUCUCUGUUAUAUCAAAGAGCAAUAUUUUAUUCAUUUAUUAUUUGUGACUCUUGCACAAAAACAACUGUAGGUUAAGUUGUUUGUAACUCCCAUGGCAACGUGUGAUCUUAACAUGUGCUUACCCUGUGCAAGCAGCCCUUGACCUCUAAUAUGUGGGCAUUGAAACCAUUUCUGUGGUGUUAUGAUUGUAUUUAUUGUUUAAAGUAAAAGAUUUCUAAAAUAUGAAGUAAAGUUCAUCAUGAAGACAACUGAAAAGUAGGCAUAUAAAUAUUUUCAUUUAUUUUUUCAGAUUUUUUGGAGAGUGUUGAAAGGCAUUCAAAUAUUUGAAAACUGUGGUGGGUUUUAUGAGCCAUGCUGAUGGUGUAUUGGAACUCUGACGUCACAACACCUUUUUUCCUGAUGUUCACCAGAAGGGAGGAAUUUUUGGGGACAUUAUUUCAGUAAUCUUUCACUCGUGGGUGAAAAGAGUUAUUCCAACAUUCAGUGAUUAGAGUUGGAUAAACUUGCUGUGACUUCAGAGCUCCUAACCUCUGAUAGUAUGGUCCAUAAGGCCCACCUUAGAAAUCAAAUGUUUGAGCACCUUUAAUUCUUUUCACUAAAACCUCAAAAAAAAAACAAAAAAAAAAUGAAUUUAUGUUUACGCAAAUUUUUUAAGUGGUCUACUUAGUGAUGUGUACUUCAGUUUUUAGAGGUCUUUACCUUUAAAGAGCAGCCACCACAUAUCAGUUUUCCUGCAUGUUUAUUAUUAUGAGACCAAAUCUUUAGACACUAAUCAUACAAAGGUACAUUAAAUAAUGUGCAUGAAAUUAUAUUUAUUAACUGUAUUGUAUACAGUUCUGCUGUGUGUCUAGUGUACAUGUAGCUGACACAAAAAUGUUGGUAAGCUUCAUAAAUCAUAAACCAUGACAACUCUGUCUUUAGCUGAAGCUGGUGAAGAUGUCAAGAGAUCAAAUCUCUCUGUGGUGAUUUUGUCUCGCUUGCCGUAUUAUGCCAUUAUACAUGAGAUGCAGUUAAUUCAGUUACUUAGGGAUUUCAUUCACAAGUCAAAAAGUCACUUUGAAGACAGCCAUUUUCACCUCAUUCUUGGUCAGUUCUGCAUCAUCACUCCUUAGAGGGGGAAAAUGUGAUAACAUAAAGAUAGAAAUAGUACUAUUGUUUUCACCUCAAGAAAAAUGUUAUUUCAUUUAGUGUCUUGAAAUUGACAGAUUGAACUAUGUGGAAACGCCUUUAUUUUUUUUCUAUAUUCGUUAGAGUUGUUGAAUUGGAUCAGUCGAUGCAACAACAGAGAAAUCCCCCAAAUGGCAGGCAAGCUGCUGUUGUGCCAGACUGAUGUUGUAUGCUAAUCUGUGUAUGCUAAUUCUGUUGUCUUGGUCUUAUUUAUUUGUUGGAUGUUGUUUGUUGUGGCAGUCUUUUGCUUGUAGUUUGCUAAAAAAAAUUGAAAGAGAUCUACCACAAAAUAAAACAAAAAAUUUGUAAAAACUUGGUAUACUGGAUUUCUGAAAUUAGUUUGUAUUGGAGGUUUUCUUUCAGUUUGGUUUCGUUAUUUCGUUUGUAUGUUUUUUGUUGUCUUUGUUAUUUUCCGUCCUCCUGUAUUGAUGUUUUUUUUGGGUUGUGUGUUCUGUGCUCCUGUAGACCUACUGUUAGUGCUGUUAAUUUUUCCACUACCAUAGACCUGCUGUGUGGGCUAAUUUUUACACAAUUUUCAUCAAAAGAUAAUUCGUAAACUGCAUUCUCUGGAUUGCCUGCCAUGGGGAUUUAGAUGGUGAACUUUUCUCAAAACCGGACAACUUACACAGAUGCUGAGUACUGUAUUUAACAUGACCUGUAAUUUUAUGGAGUUGGUCACCUACUAAAUCGUUCUGCUGUUUGGACUGUGGUACAGAAGGGUGAUUAGUUGAUGAAGAAUGUUACAUCUGACUGUUGAUUAAAUAUAACUUUACAUAUAAUUGUUCACCAAAGUACUGAGAGUUGAUCCUAGACAUGUGCUUCUCUCAGGCCUUUUUUGGUGGUAUUGUAACUUCAGGUUAUACUGACGACUCCAUAUGUACAUGAAAGUUUUAAACAGAUGACUUUGAAUGGUUAGUUCAUCUUUGCGUUAUUCAUGGGAAAUAUCUGCAUAUAUAUUCUGUAAUGAAAUGAUUGAUAGCACCUUUCUCAUUAUAUACCCUACUUUUUGGCCUAUCCUGUAACAUGGUUGUCCGUGAGGUAAGGUAAUAUGUGCAUCUUAAAGCAGUUGUAUGUUAAAAAGCUGAUGGCAAAGAUGUAAGGUGUGAAAGAUAGAACGGAUGCUAUCAACUUAUUACAUUUAAAGUGUGCUGUAACUUUGAAGUCUAUUACAAAGAGAUUUACCUUCUAGAACAAGUGCUCUUUUCUCAGUUUCCUAUUUCACUUACGUGCAAAAAAGAAAAAAAUUACAAUGAAGAAAGGGUACAAAACUGCUGCUUUCAAAAAUGUUUAAGAAGCUGUAAAAUGAUUUUUCUAAAAAUAAUUUUGAUAGUUAAUGUUGGGCCUCACGGCACACAAAAGUUGUCUUAAUAGGUACACAAAGUCUGCUACAACUCCUCCCCUUCCUGUCAGGUUAAUUAUAGGCACAUCCCAUUUUUACACUGCCACACCCACUUUUACCUGAACUCCACCUUUGUUAUGUCACUGGAUAUAUGCGAUGGAAUAAAUGAAAAAGUAGAGUGAAAGCUUUAAAAACCAAGUUUUCACGUACUUGGUCAGGUGUGUUACAUAUAUGUACAUUGUAUAUUAUGCCUUACAUUAUGCAUUAUAUAAGGGUUGGGACAGAAAUAACCUGUAUUAUAUAUAACCAUUAUUAAUAUAAUAAUGAUAAUAAUAAUAAAUUUAUCUGACUUUGAGAGC